Carya illinoinensis is the source of this 729-nucleotide messenger RNA. RefSeq lists its product as uncharacterized. The record is from RefSeq and is a predicted model, not a curated record. Bases 1 to 729 code for a protein of 242 amino acids. Lineage: Eukaryota; Viridiplantae; Streptophyta; Magnoliopsida; Fagales; Juglandaceae. The transcript has a single exon.
AUGGAGGACAAUGAGGAUAUUAGAUAUGAAGCAAAAUGUUCACUAGAGGAGGAAUGUGAAGAAGUGAUUAGAAGGGUCUUGCUGAAGAGACCAGUAGUGUGUGAAUCAUCAAUGAGGAUGCAGAGUUUGCUGGAAGAUAACAAGGGAUUCUUACUAAGAUGGAGCAAACAAACUGAAGUUGACAAGGGGAAAGUUCUAAGAGAAAAGACAGAAUUGUUAAAACAACUACAAGAGGAUGAAGGGAACCAUAAUAUAGAAGAGAUUAAAAAAAAAAAAAGAGAAGGAACUCAUAAAGAGAUUGGGGUUGUUCUUGACAAGGAAGAUUUGAAGUGGAGGAAAAGAGCAAAAAUGAAUUGGUAUCACCUAGGAGAUAGAAACACAAAAUUCUUCUAUAGUUGUGCUAAUCAAAGGAGGAGGAAGAACAAUAUAAAGCUAUUAUUUGAUGAUCAGAAUAAAAGACUUACAAGUCCAGAAGAGUUGGAAGGAGCUUUUAAAGUAUUUUUUGAAAAGUUGUUCACCUCCUCAGUGCCUAGUAGUGCUAAUAUUGAUGAAUGUCUGAAGAAUAUGGAAUUGUGUGUGAAAAGGGGGAUGAAUGAAAUCUUGUCUAAGACCUUCACCAAAGUAGAGAUAGAGGAUGCAAGAAGUCAGAUGGCUCCUUUAAAAUCAUCUGGACUAGAUGGCUUUGGAGCCUUAUUUAAUAAAAGAACACUAGCAUAUAAUUGGAGAUGA